GUGCAGCUUUACGUUUCAAGAUCCCACCUCCCUUUGGUUUUUCAGUGGUUUCGAAAGGGAUUGCGGGGAGAUGUGUAUCACCGAACAGCUCGUUGUACCUUGAAAUUGAGAUCUUUUAUUCGUUUUUGUCUGGCACGAGGCUGGGAGCUGCGGCCGCCUGUAGCUCGUCGAGUAUAUUUUUGUUUGUAACUUGUCACUUCCAGCUGCGGAUCGGACAGUGGAUUUGCCUAUACGCGACAGAGUUACAGACAACGGCACCAUCGUUUUCCAUGUUGAGUUUUCUUUUAACAUAUCCGCUCAAGAGAUUUGUUUGAUGUUGUAAUGUCUCAGACCUCGAACGGACGGAAUAUGAAAUAUAACGAAUAUAUUCGAUACUAACAUAUAACGACUACAUGCGCAUACUAACAUAAGGAAGCGAAUAGGCUAAGUGAUGUUUUGGUACGCGGCCUGGUUUUCAACUAUCGGGUGGAAACUAAGGACUGAAUUAUGGGACAGAGCCAAGCACGGGACGAGUCAAAUAGGCCGCCAGUUCAAUCGACGUUUUAUGAAACGGAUCUAAACAAACUUUUAUGCUACGACUUGUAACACUUUAGAUGGAUCAUGACACUUUUGCUGCGUUUUUCGUAGAUUAAUUUGACAUUCAUUCGUCGUAUCGCCUGACCCAUCAAUGGAAGUAUGUUACCAGCUGCCGAUGCUACCGCUGGACCGGCCAGUACCGAAACACGUCCUCGGCCGGCGUGGUGCCAUCUGCAUCACCUCGAGCUCGGGUUUGUUCGGUGGUCCUCUUCCCCGCCAACUCUCAAAGAGACGAGGAGCGGUUUCGUAUGACAGCUCAGACCAGAUGGCUCUCUACAUCCGCAUGAUUGAUGUUCGAUUGAGAGCUCAAACAGGUAACACAUCGGAGCAAUCAGAAAGAGAUGAGUGGAAAGACAGACAACAACACACAAACUUCUGCACGGACUUCAGAACUCUGCAGUCGCUGACAGACACCGUGACAUCAGAAGUGGAACUGCAGCCAGUUAGAAGUACUCUGAGCAUUCACAAGAACUUGCAGGCUUCAUAUUACCACCGAAAUGACACACACGAUAUACACCCCACACUAGACCAGGAGUACAUUAAACAAGCUAAGUGUAUGCUGCAGAAGGUUGGAAGCUGGAACUUUGAUAUCUUCUUGUUUGAUCAACUCUCUAAUGGAAAGAGUUUAGUGGAUUUGACUUUUCACCUCUUCAGUGAAUACAGUCUAAUAAAGCUCUUCCGACUGGAUGUGCUCAAACUGCGGCAUUUUUUAGUAAUGGUACAGGAAGCCUAUCACAGUCAAAACCCCUAUCACAAUGCCCUCCAUGCUGCUGAUGUCACACAGGCUAUGUACUGCUACCUGCAGGAACCACAGCUAUUUGAGUCUCUGACAUCCUGUGAUAUCCUUUUGGGUUUGCUGGCUGCAGCAACUCAUGAUUUGGAUCAUCCGGGUGUCAAUCAAACCUUCCUUAUUAAAAGCAGUCACCACUUGGCCUUGCUCUACCAAAACUCGUCUGUUCUGGAGAACCACCACUGGAAAUUUGCUGUCAGCUUGUUGAGAGAGUCAGGUCUUCUAUCCCAUUUAUCAUCUGCAGACAGGCAGAGCUUGGAGGAACGAUUGGGUUCUCUCAUUCUGGCAACUGAUAUCAGCAGACAGAAUGAAUACCUGAGUGAGUUCAGAGCUCACCUAGACCGAGCUGACCUGCGCUUGAACAACAGUCAGGACAGGCACUUCAUAUUGCAGAUGGCUCUGAAAUGUGCAGAUAUCUGUAACCCAUGUAGGCCCUGGCACCUUAGCAAGCUGUGGAGCCACAAAAUUACUGAAGAAUUUUUUAGUCAAGGUGACAUUGAGAGGAGAAGAAAUCUGGACUUGAGCAUUCUGUGUGACAGAAACACCUACACUGUGGGCAAAAUACAGAUCGGGUUCAUAUCAUUUUUGGUGGAGCCAUUGUUUUCAGAGUGGGCUCGUUUCUCAGAAACGCCACUUUCCCAUAUUAUGAUAAGUCACAUGACUUCAAACAAGUUCAAGUGGACACACCCACCACAAGAGAAAAUGGGAGAAACUACCCAAAGCACAUCCAAGACCCUAUCUCAAGGCAGCCUGGGGUCAUGACAUCUUAAACACACACACACAGUCCAAACAUCAGAAAUAUUUCUAAUAUUUCUUGUUUAAAUGUAAUUUAUUUAUUUAAGGAGCACUUUUCAUUUACUUUUACGUAAAUGUAAUACAUAUACAUAGAUAGCAAUACAUAGAUACCUCACACUACCUGUUCUUCCAGUGCUUAUCACCCUGAUUAAGUUUAAUUCAUCUUGUUUUAAAACACUUUAAAUCAUUUAAAGGGAAUAGAAACCAAUUGAUACACAGAUACUUAUAAUUGAACUGAACCAGUAUGUGCUUUCUUGGAUUAAUAUGCCAUUAUGCUGUAGAGCUCACUAGUGAAUGCAAGAGUUUAUAUUCUCUCCUUAUAUGUGCCGUACUUCACUCAUUCACUGGUAUUUAGCCCUCCCUCUCCACAAACACACAUACAUACCCACACACAGAUACUGAAUUAAGUUCACUGAAGGAAUAGCAUGUUUCUGUCUUUACACUGUGAGCAGACUGCACACAAACACCUGCACGAUUAACACUACUACUGGCUAUGUUAACACAUACACAAAUGCACACAAACACCAUUCACAUUGAAUUAUGGUGUGUUUAUUUUUAGGUUCUGGAAAGCCAGCCAGUAUUGUGGAAAAUACUACAGAGGUUGCACUCUCCAUAGACACUGAUCAGAUAAAAGAACAGUGUUACAUGCCCCAAUAGGUUGUAAUGACUUUAUAGCAGUUUAUAAAGACAAUGAGUUUUAAAGCCUUUAUGACAGUGUUUUUAAAGACAAUAAAAUGAAGUGAGUCCAUAUGCCUUGCAAAAACAGUUAUUCUAUGAGGAUUAUAAAACCUUUAUAAAGGCUUUAUAAUGGGCUUUAUAAAGGCCCAUAGGAGUGAACAGUUUGAGAAUUUGUGAUGUAAGCAGCUGGUAUCUAAGCUGUGCACUAUGUUGAGUGACCAAACCUUUUAGAUGGAGAGACUUCUAUUUCUUUCAUUCCUUUUGUGAGUGAUUUGCAGAGAUUUUUUGCUUUUUGUUUUAAUGUUGCAACAUCCCAAUUUCACUUUUACUUGAUCUAAGCUUGGCUUAACUCUUCCAGUAGAUACCAAUUGAGAAUGAUACUCAAGGUUAUGAUUUUUCUUUUUAAUUCUUAAAAAAAAGGGCAAAAUAUUCUGAAUUUACACACACACUCAUAUUUCUGACAUAUUUUUGCAUUUCUCUAACCUGGCUUGAGAAUGUUGUUUACCAUUUUUUGAAUAGAAUCUUUUAGAGAAGGGGAGCAGUUUAUAACAUUUUGCCAAACUGAUUUUUAUACAUACCAAUCACUGUAACACUUCUAUUAAUAAAAAUAUAAAUUGACAGGGAAAUCAUUUUUGUGGUUUUAACAUUUGUUGUUUACAUUUAAUUAUUUUCCAUCCCAAUGUUCACAGCCCUUGGUGUCUGCCUGUGUUAUGUUGAAUUUAGGUGGAACUUGUACACUGUGUAAAACUUUUGAUGUCACACAAUUGUUUUAAUUAGGAUGAUAUUUAGGAUAACGCAACAUUACCCAUUGUUGUUACACUUGAUUCCCAAUUUCCAGGGAUUAAAGACUUAAAUUUUUUCUUUCAUCUUAGAAGUGACCUUAAAUUAACGCACAUUUUACAAAACACUAUUUUACUAAAGUAGAACAAUAACUCAUUAAUAAAUUAAACAGUAACCCUGUCCCAUUCAUUAUUCACUAUGAAUAAUAAAAAGUAAUAAUGUAUAACUUGAAUUUGUAUCUUUUUUAAGCAAAUGCUGCACUAAUUUUGAUACAAAAAUCCUUUAACUUAGCCCAAACAUAGGUUUUAUUAUUAUUAUUAUUAUUAUUGUUAUUAUUAUUAUUAUUGUUGUUGUUGUUGUUGUUGUUGUUGUUCAAUUCUGUAUUGUACUCCUUUGCUGUAACUCAUUGUUGUCUAACAAAAUGAAUUAAGUUUGAUGAUUCGGCCAGUCUGUUGGCCAUGUUAGAACUUUAUGCAUGUUGAUCGCUCAAAUAAAAUUGAGAAUUGGUGAUGA
This is a messenger RNA of Pangasianodon hypophthalmus (striped catfish), 4132 nucleotides long. RefSeq names its product high affinity cAMP-specific 3',5'-cyclic phosphodiesterase 7A. The record is from RefSeq and is a predicted model, not a curated record. Lineage: Eukaryota; Metazoa; Chordata; Actinopteri; Siluriformes; Pangasiidae. Gene Ontology annotation, molecular function: 3',5'-cyclic-AMP phosphodiesterase activity. The transcript is spliced from 13 exons. Bases 668 to 2128 code for a protein of 486 amino acids.